This is a messenger RNA of Pelobates fuscus (common spadefoot toad), 2277 nucleotides long. RefSeq names its product SNF8 subunit of ESCRT-II (gene SNF8). NCBI's taxonomy places the organism in Eukaryota, Metazoa, Chordata, Amphibia, Anura, Pelobatidae. Gene Ontology annotation, biological process: protein transport to vacuole involved in ubiquitin-dependent protein catabolic process via the multivesicular body sorting pathway. Gene Ontology annotation, cellular component: ESCRT II complex. The record is from RefSeq and is a predicted model, not a curated record. Bases 5 to 829 code for a protein of 274 amino acids. The transcript is spliced from 8 exons.
UCGAAUGCUGAUGACGUUGCAUUGCGGAAGUUUUCUCCUGAAGCCACAAACCAUGCACCGAAGAGGGGUGGGAGCGGGGGCAAUAGCCAAGAAGAAGCUGGCAGAGGCCAAGUAUAAGGAGCGGGGAACAGUAUUAGCUGAGGAUCAGUUGGUGCAGAUGUCAAAGCAGCUGGAAAUGUUUAAAACCAAUCUGGAAGAGUUUGCAAGUAAACACAAGCAAGAGAUUCGCAAAAAUCCCCAGUUCAGAGUGCAGUUCCAAGACAUGUGUGCUACAAUUGGAGUAGACCCAUUGGCAUCUGGCAAAGGAUUCUGGUCUGAAAUGCUUGGCGUUGGAGACUUUUACUAUGAGCUUGGUGUUCAGAUAGUUGAAGUUUGCCUAGCUCUGAAACACCAAAAUGGCGGACUUAUAACUUUGGCAGAGCUUCAUCAGCAAGUUUUGAAGGGAAGAGGAAAGCUUGCUCAGGACGUCAGUCAGGAUGAUAUUAUCAGAGCUAUCAAAAAGCUAAAGGUCCUUGGUAGUGGUUUUGGAAUUAUCCCUGUGGGCGGAUCUUACCUGGUACAGUCUGUCCCUGCAGAACUUAACAUGGAUCACACAGUUGUACUCCAGUUUGCAGAGAAAAAAGGGUAUGUAACAGUAAGUGAGAUAAAAGCAAGUUUGAAUUGGGAGUCUGAGAGAGCCAAGCAUGUAUUGGAGCACUUACUGAAGGAAGGUUUGGCAUGGAUAGACUCACAGGCUCCUGGAGAGGCGCAAUAUUGGCUACCUGCCCUCUUUACUGAACUUUACUCUCAACAAAUUUCUCCAGAGGAGACAAAGGGCAGGAUACCCUGAAACCUAACAGUGUGGCCUUUAAAGAAAGACAUCAAUGCUACCUCAGACUCCACUGUCAAAAAAUAAAUCCUCUGAGGGAAAAUAAUAUUCUUCUAUAUUUAGUGAGGGGAAAAAAUCUGAAAUCCUGCUUCAGUAAUUCUGUGAUUCCCUAUGGCAAUCAGAAGGAGGGACGUUUUGGAUUUCUUAUAGUUGGUAUAUAUCUGGUCCUCUGCGAAUGUACUCUUUGAGAAAAAGUAGGUUUAUUGGAUCAUGUUAUACCAGCUGUAUAUUUUUUUUCCCCCACAAUGUUUCCUGCAUUUUUUGGUAACUGAUGAAUAACUAUUUGACUGUCCCUGAAGCGAUAUUGGGGCCACUGUCAGUCUGUAUGGGUCCAGAUUGCAAAGCUCAUGAUUCCCCCUUAAAUUGUAUUUCCUCUACACACUCUUCAUUUACUAGGUUUAUCCUUCUUGAGUUCCAUAAAUAUUUUUUGCUGUAGCACCCACCAUACACUACUUCAAUAAACUGUUCCUAUCCCAUGUUUCCUUGAACAUAAUGUGGAUUUUAGCCUUUCCUCUUUUUCAAAACAGAUCAUGUUACCAAUUUCGUAGAACAAACUGAAUUAUCUAGGGGUAGCUUCAUAGGUUCCUGAUCACUAUUGCUGAGCUUACUCUAGAGUACUUGUUUAUAUAAAUAAAUUCAUGGUUCAUUUACAAUAAACAAACUUCACACUAUAGCAGUAGCUGCAUCAUGGAGUCACCUGUGAAUAAUACAUCUGAUUCCUAAUCUUUUCAGCCCAAGAGAAACCUGAGGCGACAUUGAUGGAUCCUUUAGUAAUAAAGUCUAGAAGCUAAUUAUAGUUCAACAUGAGAUUAUCCUUCAAUACUCAUUCCGAUUUAUUCCAGCAUAUUUCCAAAAUGUGGUGGGAUCUGCUCCCUUCCCUUGCUUGUCCCAAAAUACAUUUCUUGUAGAAUUUUAAAGCUUGGUUUCAUUGUUCUCAGAUUGGAAAUAAGUCAACGUCCAUGGCUUCAUACAGGGAGGACAUAUUCAUAGCUAGGCUGCUUUUGACAGACUAUUGCAUCUAUGAAGCCUCCACAAUAUUUGUUCCUCAGUCUUUAAAAUGUGACUUUACAUUAUGUUUACCGCUGUGUCUGCACUUUACCACUGCGUUUCCAGUUAUAAGGAGCACUAAGAAGCUGGAUUGAGCUAAUUGCAGAAACCACAUAAAAUGUGGGCAGUUCUAGCUACUUCCAUGCAAACAUUUUUAAGAACCAUUAAAAUAACUUGGUUUAAAAUUCUCUUUUUUUAUGUUACCAGGAAAAAACUACUUUAAAAUGGAAGAAAAAUGUGUGUUAAAGCACAGUUCUGGCUGUGUAUUAAUGCCUCUCUGUACUUGGCAACUAUUAACCUGUGAAUAUCACUGCAAAAUCAGUUGUAAGCUGUUGAGUUUCAUAAAACUUGUUUGUGGCAAA